Botrytis byssoidea is the source of this 1422-nucleotide messenger RNA. RefSeq lists its product as uncharacterized. The transcript has a single exon. Gene Ontology annotation, biological process: intra-Golgi vesicle-mediated transport; cytoplasm to vacuole targeting by the Cvt pathway. The record is from RefSeq and is a predicted model, not a curated record. Lineage: Eukaryota; Fungi; Ascomycota; Leotiomycetes; Helotiales; Sclerotiniaceae. The coding region runs from base 1 to 1422 and encodes 473 amino acids. Gene Ontology annotation, cellular component: COG complex.
AUGGCAGAUCCGUUAUAUGAGCUUCUCAUUCCAUAUUUCGAUAAAUCGUCGCCACGACCAGCACCACCGUCGACUGAUCCCACAACUGCCACCUAUUUGAAUCGACUCUCUACCCUUCCCCUCUCUUCACUAAAUACUUCCGAACCUCAAUCGCUUUCCCAAACAUCCCACUCUCUUCUUCUAUCUCUACAAGCUCUGUCCAAGCGCUCUCAUAAAUCAGUCAUCGCAUCUUCCGACCAUUUAUCGACACUCACUACUACUCUCCCUACCCUUGCAAAAGCCACCGCAGACUUACGAGAUGCCCUUCCCAAGCUGGACGAUGCAGCUAUUCAUUUCAGUGAAAACUAUAACAAUCGAAUUGAAAAUGAUGUCCUCGAUCGACGUCGCAAAGCCCUUUUACUAUCACGAAACGUAGAUAGGCUCGCGGACGUUCUCGAUUUACCUACCUUACUCUCUACCGCGAUAUCUUCUUCGAACACAAUUUCUAGCAGUACGACUGGUAGAGAAAACAACACAUUAAAUUAUGCUUCUGCAUUAGAUCUAAAUGCACAUAUCAGACGACUACACGCAUUAUACCCUACAUCCCCCCUCAUAACGAGUGUAUCCUCACAAGCGGAGGAGAAGAUGCAAUCUAUGGCCACAAAUCUCAUAUACUCCUUGCGACAACCCUCUCUCAAACUUGCAGCUGCUAUGCGUACAAUCUCUUGGCUACGGCGUGUUGCCCCCGAACUCGAUCCUUCUACAUCCAUACCAAGCUCCUCACAAACACGAGAAGGGGCGUUAGGCUCUCUAUUCCUUGUUUGUCGCCUUGCCAGUCUUACAGCUAUGCUUAAUGCACUCAGUCCUUUGCGAGAUCUCGCUGAUCAGGAAUCAUUGCGGUUAAUAUCAUCGAAUGGAAAGGCAGGAGGGAACAAAUUCGAUGCGGGGCAACAGACGGAAAAAUAUUUAAAACGCUACAUUGAGAUAUUCCGGGAGCAGAGUUUUGCAAUUAUUUCCAUGUUCCGUUCUAUAUUUCCACCACCGACAGCUCCAGUCACAAUAGAGGGACUUAAGAACAAUACGCAAGGGAAAGAAGAUAACGAUUUAUUGGGUCCAUUACCCAGUGCCCUGACUACUUUUCCUCUUCAAUUGGUGGGAAUGUUGGAGGAAACCCUGAAAACUUAUCUGCCUAAUGUCAGGGACAAAAGUGGUAGAGACAGUUUGCUCACUCAGGUUCUUUACUGUGCCGGUAGUUUGGGACGAUUGGGGGGUGAUUUCAGCCUUGUUCUUGCCGGCAUGGGAAGUAAAGUCGACCAGGAAGAACUAGCCGAGGGGAAACCUGAUGAGGAUGAGGAUGAUGAUGAAGAAUGGGCAGAGGUUAUCAAAAAGCAUCGGGUUUUGGCAGGCAAGCUGGAAUCUAUGGUAGGGUCCAGAGGAGACUAA